AUGCUCGAGAUCGUCGCGUCUUCUACAGAGAAGGCAACAUGGAAGAAGGACAAGACGACGUCUUCUGCUUCGCACGUAUAUGCCGCCUUUAUGGAGAAAUGCCACUUCUGCCAAGGUGAGCAUUUCAUACUACGUUGUGCCGAUUUCAAAGCAAAACUGCCACACGAACGCAAACAGUUUGUUGAGGCCAAGAGCAUGUGCUAUAAUUACCUUGGUGCACACAAACUCGCAAGCUGCAAAUCAAGCAAACGAUGCCUAACUUGCAGCGGGCAUCACUGUACGCUGCUGCACAAGAAUCCUGCCACUACAGUGCAUCUUGCAUCUUCUGCAUGGCUUGCUACACUCACGAAAGGGAAUCGCGUAUCCUGUCAUUGGAUGGCAUCGCCAGACUCUCCAAACACUACGCUGUUGCCUACUGCGCUCGUCCAAAUUCAAGGCCCAGACGGACGCACACUCAUCGCUCGUGCCAUGCUCGACAACUCCUCUCAGCGAUCCUUUGUUGCAAAGAGCCUGCUAAGUAAACUUCGCCAGGAAUAUGAAGAGGCCAGCAUGGAGGUCAUUGGCAUCGGUGGCAUCAAGACUCCACGAGUUCAUGGAAAAACUUACCUUACUCUCGCUUCCAUGGUUAGUGACGGGAAGCUCACGUGCGAAGCUCUAGUGCUCUCGCUCAUAUCCAGCUACAGGUCAGAAAACUUCAAGCUUCCAGGUGACUGGAAGUAUCUACAGGGUUUGGAUCUUGCAGACAACUUUCGAGCCGAUCUGACGAAAAUCGAGUUGCUGCUAGGAGCUGAUGUGCUUCCACGAGUUCUUCAAGAGGGCUUUCGCAUCGGACUACCUGGGACACCCAUGGCUCAGCGCACCAUAUUCGACUGGACGCUUUCUGGUCCAUUACAUUAUUAA
Molecule: messenger RNA, 900 nt
Organism: Copidosoma floridanum
Lineage: Eukaryota; Metazoa; Arthropoda; Insecta; Hymenoptera; Encyrtidae
Source: RefSeq, a predicted model, not a curated record